Molecule: messenger RNA, 1641 nt
Organism: Medicago truncatula (barrel medic)
Lineage: Eukaryota; Viridiplantae; Streptophyta; Magnoliopsida; Fabales; Fabaceae
Product: probable helicase MAGATAMA 3
Molecular function (GO): helicase activity
Source: RefSeq, a predicted model, not a curated record
CAAUUUCUUCCUUUUGUUAUUAUCAAAUAAAAAAAAAAGAAAACAAAAAAAAAGAGUAUAAACCCUUUUGCGGUUAAGUCGCCGGCACUCUAAACCCUUCCUUGCAUUGCACGCGGCUACCGGCCACCGGUGGCCGGUUGCGGUUAAUUCGUCGCCCGUCUCGUGCUGUCGCCUUCACACCGCACACUCUCCAUUCAGUUGCAGUUCACAUACUCCGUUCUAAUGGCGUUGGAUAAGGAAAAGCUUGAAGAAGAAUCAACAAUUCAUCGUUUCUACAAGAUCAUUCUUGCUUGGGAUUACGUUACUCUAGAAGCCGAGAAUAAGAAAAGAAACAAUGGGAAAGCUACUACUUCCAAACUCCUCAAGGUCAAGAAUCAAUACAAAGAUGUUCAAGAUUAUGAGAACACCUAUGAGCCUCUCAUUCUUGAAGAAGCCAAAUCACAAACAUUGGUGGCCAAGAUGAAGAAGGUGGAACCAGCAACUCUUGUUCCCUUGGCCAAUAAAUGCAAAAAAGUUUUCCUGGUUGGUGAUCCAGCUCAACUUCCAGCAACUGUAAUUUCAGACAUUGCUAAGAAUCAUGGAUAUGGAACAAGCUUAUUUGAAAGACUGAAGCAGGCUGGUUAUCCCAUUAAAAUGUUGAAGACCCAAUAUCGAAUGCAUCCUGAGAUAAGAAGCUUUCCCUCGAUGGAGUUUUAUGACAAUUCCUUGGAAGAUGGGGAGGGCGUCAAAAUACAGACAGAACGUGAUUGGCAUAGGUACCGCUGCUUUGGCCCAUUUUCCUUCUUUGAUAUACACGAGGGAAAAGAAGCUAAGCCAUCUGGGAGUGGUUCGUGGGUAAAUGUGGAGGAAGUUGAUUUUGUCCUGUUAUUGUAUCAAAAAUUGGUAUCACUUUAUCCCACACUCAAAUCAGGAAACCAAGUUGCAAUUAUAUCACCCUACAGUGGACAAGUCAACCUCUUCAAACAACGUUUUGAAGAGACUUUUGGCGUGUCAGCAGAGAAAUUAGUGGAUAUAUGUACCGUUGAUGGUUGCCAGGGGCGUGAAAAGGACGUUGCAAUAUUUUCAUGUGUCAGAGCAAGUAAAGAAGGAGGUAUAGGGUUUGUGGAUGACAAGCGACGAAUGAACGUUGGGAUCACCAGAGCAAAGUCUGCAGUGUUGGUGGUUGGGUCUGCCUCAACAUUGAGGAGGAGCGUACAAUGGAACAAGCUUGUGGAAAGUGCUGAGAAAAGGGACUGUUUCUUCAAAGCAUCUAAACCAUAUCCCUCAUUCUUAAGUGAUAAAAAUCUUGAAUCCAUGAAGAAAAAAACAGAUGAACCACCUGAGGCAACAGAAAGUGCUGAUUGAGUAAACAAUGAUGCGCGAAUGGACAAUGUUGCAGAACAUACUUAUCAAGAGCAAGCUGAUGACAAUGAUUAUGGAGAUGGGGAUGCUGACAUGGGUUAUGGAGGUGAUGAUGAUUAGGAUUACUAGUUAGAAAUUAGAAUUUGUAUAGAUGAGCAGAAGGUUCUGUUUAUGAAUUUUACCAGGACUAAGGUAAAUUGUAAACUGGAUUAGACUCCAAUCUUUUUUUGAAAGAUCCAAUUAAUGAUAGUAAUGUAUCAUCUUUGAUGCAAAAAAGAAAAAAAAUCUUAUUCAUGACUC